Molecule: messenger RNA, 5064 nt
Organism: Aplosporella prunicola CBS 121167
Lineage: Eukaryota; Fungi; Ascomycota; Dothideomycetes; Botryosphaeriales; Aplosporellaceae
Exons: 3
Coding region: 160-4902 (1580 amino acids)
Biological process (GO): protein phosphorylation; macroautophagy; late endosome to vacuole transport
Cellular component (GO): late endosome; phosphatidylinositol 3-kinase complex, class III, type II; nucleus-vacuole junction
Molecular function (GO): protein serine/threonine kinase activity; ATP binding; protein binding
Source: RefSeq, a predicted model, not a curated record
CACUGCGCGACAUCUCACACCUCCCUGGACCCUACUGUUCUCUCUGGUCUGCGCCAAAAGACUCAAACCUCCGUGUCGCUGAGGGCGUCCAGCCAUGUGACUUGUUGUCCCAACCUACUAGCCCACCGCUCGCUCACUCGGCCAAAUACGUGACGCAUCAUGGGUCAAGGUUACUCACUCACCACCCUGUCGGCCGGGGCUGCCGGUAUUGACGUGCCAGAGCUUGCCGACUUGACCUAUGAGAAGUCACUGGGCAAUGCGCGCUUUAUGAAAUGCGUCCGCGGUCGGCACAAGGAUGGACUGGUUGUCGCAAAGGUUGUUAUGAAGCCUUAUGCGAGCAUGAAACUAGAUGAAUAUGUCAAGGCAUUGCUGGAUGAACGAAAGCUCCUCUCUGAGGUGCCAAACGCCCUGGCGUACCAUCGCAUCCUAGAGACUAGUACCAAUGGUUAUCUUGUCCGGCAGUUUAUCCACAGUUCCCUUUAUGAUCGCAUUAGUACCCGUCCAUUCCUCGAAGACGUCGAGAAGAAAUGGCUCGCUUUCCAGCUGCUAUGCGCUGUAAGGGAUUGCCAUGCUCGCAACAUCCAUCAUGGAGACAUCAAGACAGAAAAUUUGUUGGUCACUUCAUGGAACUGGCUCUACUUGACCGACUUUUCUUCAUCAUUCAAGCCCACUUAUCUGCCGGAAGACAAUCCGGCUGACUUUUCUUUCUACUUCGACACCUCCGGCCGGCGCACGUGCUAUCUAGCUCCGGAACGGUUCCUUAGUGCUGGAUCUCAGCCUGAUGGUUCCGGCCAGGUAGACUGGGCCAUGGACAUGUUCAGUGUCGGUUGCGUCAUAGCAGAGUUGUUCCUUGAAACUCCCAUUUUCUCCUUGAGCCAGCUUUUCAAGUACCGCCAGGGAGAAUACGACCCGUACCAUACACAUCUCCAGAAAAUAGAUGACAAAGAUAUCCGCGAGAUGGUAUCGCAUAUGAUCAAGCUCGAUCCAAAUGGACGAUAUUCAGCAGAGGAAUGUCUUAGUUUCUGGCGUCGGAGAGCAUUCCCAGAUUACUUCUCCAGCUUCCUUCACCAGUAUAUGUAUUCGAUUACGGAUCCCUCCGCGGGCCGAGGACCUAUUACUGCUGGCAACGAAAACUUUGGAGAGGCUGAUGAGAGAAUUGAUAAGGUCUACAAUGACUUUGACAAGAUAUCCUAUUUCCUGGGUUAUGAUAUGGAGAAUGCCAACCGUAGGACCAUCGGUAAUGCGUUCUCAUUGCGCAGCAAUCUGUUUCCUCUCCACAUCGAUAUUCCAAAUUACCGGCAUCAAGCAUCAGGUUCUGCCAACAAUAAGGUGGAUGACGGCACUCUCAUCUUCCUCACCCUUGUGGUUGGCUCGUUGCGGAGCACCGCCAGAGCCACUGCGCGAAUUCGAGCAUGCGAGCUUCUUUUGGCGUUUGCCGAAAGAAUCACGGACGAGGCAAAGCUUGACCGCAUUCUUCCGUAUGUGACGGUUCUACUCAACGAUAAAACCGAGCUUGUCAGAGUCGCAGCGCUUCGUACAAUGACACAAGUUCUCGCAAUGGUUUCGGUCGUCUCGCCCAUUAACGCUUAUGUCUUUCCUGAAUACGUUCUUCCGCGACUGGAUCCAUUUCUUCCGGGACACAAAUCCGAGCCAAGUCCACUCCUUCGCGCAACAUAUGCUUCGUGUUUGGCUACACUGGCGACCACUGCGUCUAGGUUUCUAGAUAUGAUGCAAGCCCUUCGGGCUGAUGGAUCACUCCCAACGAACGACCCGGAGGCGGAGGAGGAUGUCAUGAGCCGUUCAACGUAUCAAACUUUGUUCGACAUAUCCCGCGAAGAUCUUAUUUCCAAGUUCGAGAUCCAAACCAAAGCAUUGCUCACUGAUAGCGACCCAUCGGUGCGCCGUGCUUUCUUGGGCUCAGUAUCCAGUCUCUGCGUCUUUUUUGGAAGCACUAAAGCCAACGAUGUAAUCCUUAGCCAUCUCAACACUUAUCUCAAUGAUCGAGAUUGGAUGCUAAAGUGUGCUUUUUUCGAAACAAUCGUAGGCGUGGCGACCUACGUUGGUGGUGCUAGCUUGGAAGAAUUCAUCCUUCCACUUAUGGUGCAAGCAUUAACCGACCCAGAAGAGUUUGUUGUAGAGAAAGUGCUCCGGUCACUAUCUGCAAUGGCGGAACUCGGUCUAUUUCAACGCUCCAGAACCUGGGAACUGGUAGAUAUCGUUGCUCGACUAACGAUGCACCCCAACGUAUGGAUUCGCGAGGCGGCAGCAGAGUUUAUUUCCUCUGCCACAAAAUACCUCUCGAUUGCAGACAUCCACAGCAUCAUCAUGCCACUUAUACAGCCCUACAUGAAGAUAAAGCCCUCAGUAAUUACUGAACUGAAGCUAUUGGAAAAUUUGCACAAGCCUAUUUCUAGGCUCGUGCUCGACAUGGCUCAAACAUGGGUUACAUCGGCUGAUAAAGGCCUGUUCUGGAGAUCAGCACGAGAACAACGGACUUUCUCUUUCAGUGCCAUUGAGGAGACUGUACCAGCUAUUUCGGGCAGGGAACUGGGCCCCAAGACUCUUAGCAAGAUACCCAAAAACGACGAAGAUGAGCAAUGGCUCAAGAAGCUGCGGAAUGCUGGCAUGACUCACGAAGAUGAAUUCAAGCUAGUAGCUCUUCGCGAGUAUAUCUGGCGCGUCGCCCAUCGCAGAAAGCAAGAUAACAAGGACACACCUCAGUCAAAGUUCAACACUAUCAUCCCUCUCAAAGAUCUUGGAAUCACUCCACAGACAAUUUUCUUCGAUCACAAUCAGACAAUUUUCGAUGAAGUGGUUACUGAAAGAAGAAAAUCGGAAGUCAACAUGCCGAACACGAUUGCAGAUGCAUUGCGUGAUGCUUCAGCGCCGGCUGAAGAUGCACUCUCGAGAAGGAGAAGGUCGCACAUCAACAGCCACCUCGAACGCCAGGCGCAAGAUGACCAAACACAAGCAAGACCCACGCCGCUUAGGUCACCCUCGCUGUCUCCCUCACCAGGAGGAGCGCAAAGCCCUCCGGAUGUGCCCAGUUCUGAUUCUGAAAACCGUCGAAUCAGCGUUCAGAUUCCGCGGAUACGUGCCAGAGAUAACGAAAUAGUCGGCUCUCCAUCUUCCAUCACUUCUAGGCACGAACACAACUCGGAUAGAAGGUCCAGUGCUAUGAGUCUGAUGCACAGAGGCCAGACAGGCAGUAAAGCUAACGCAGAAACCGGAACUACAUCAGCCAAUGCCUUCGGCAAGGUUGAUAGUGUUGCUGAAGGACGAGACGAGAUAACUGGACGCUCCAAAUCUCCUCUUGCAAUCGCCCAAGAACAACACAAGAACGAUCCAGAGAAAAUCAAGUUCCAAGCAGCGCAUUCAUAUACCGGCCAUGACCCGACUAUUCUCAGACUUCUUGAUUCCGUCUAUCUCGAGAACUUCCCUGUCGACAAUGUCGAAUUUGGUCCACUGGUGAACCCAAUCAGCCGGAGACAGCCAAUCAAACGGGGAAGUGGUCAGCCAACAUCAACACCAUGGCGGCCUGAAGGUACUCUUGUCGCUAUGAUGGGAGAACACACAGCGGGCAUUUCCCGAGUCCUUGUUUCGCCAGACCACGCCUUCUUCAUUACCAGUUCGGACGACGGAACAAUCAAAGUUUGGGAUGCAUCGCGCCUUGAACGUAACAUCACCCAUCGCUCACGUGCAACACACAAGCAUGCGGACAAGGUAAAGAUCACAAGUCUAACAUUCGUGGAAAAUACACAUUGCUUCGUCAGCACUGGCGACGAUGGCAGCGUGCAAGUUGUCAAAAUCGACUACAGCGAGAUCCAGAGCGGCGCUGGUGUCAGCACCCGCUACGGAAAGCUCAAGGUUCUACGGGAUCAUAAGUUGGAGAAAGGUCAACACGCCGUCUGGUCGCACCACUACAAGUCCGAAAACCAAUCUGUCUUGCUGCUGGCGACGAAUACUUCGGAUGUCAUCGCGUUAGACCUGCGCACGAUGAGCACCCUCUACACCUUGUCCAAUCCUCUGCACCAUGGUGCGCCUGCAUGCUUCGUUACGGAUCGCAAGCAUCAUUGGCUUCUGCUCGGCACCACUCACGGCGUUCUCGAUCUCUGGGACCUACGUUUCAAAAUGCGCCUCCGAGCUUGGGGUUUCCCAGGUGGAGCACCCAUCCACCGUAUUACCCUGCAGCAUGUCAAGUCAUCACGCAAGCCGAAGUUCAUCAUUUCGGGUGGCACUGGAAGCGCGGACAUAACAGUCUGGGACUUGGAGAAGGUCAUUUGCACAGCCGUAUACCGGACCAGUGUGUUUAAGGAGACGUCUUCGUCCCGGAACUACACCCUCCUCGACUUAGAUGAGGAGCGCCCAGGCGGUAUGCUUGGUCGCUUCGCCGCAUCUAUCGAGUCCACCAGCGGUAGCGGUGCGGACCGCAGUGUUCGCAGCCUAGCUCUAGGCUCCGAUGAUGGCAAUGACUUCCUGCUCAGCACCGGCCCCGACUGGAAAGUCCGUUACUGGGACACCAGCCGACCAGAAAACUCAGCCGUAGUAUCCGGUUUGGAACCCGAGGACUCGAAGCCCGCAUACACGACACUACCGCCCUCGGCACCCAACCCUGAGACGGCGAUCGUGCAGGAAAAGAUUUUCCGGCCACAGCCGCACUUGCCCGACAAUGAUCCCUCGGGCAAGGGAAAGCAGGGUAGUAGCAGGGCGGCUGCGAGCCCGUCUCCUGCACGCCGGGGUCAGACGUCUGGACGUGGCAGCAGAGAGAAUUUAAGGAGUUUGCAGCAGCAUCAGUUGCUUAGAGGCCAUCUGGACAAUAUUUCGGAUGUGGCCCUGUUGGAGCAGCCGUAUGGCAUGGUGAUCAGCGUGGACAGGUCGGGUGUGGUGUUUGUGUUCCAGUAGAAAGGCUGGUAUCAGGCGUGUGAGAAAGAGUUGGUGAUAGAUAUUGAGAUGAUGCGGAUUGAAUGAUGGCUCUUAGAAUGUCAUGUUUUGCGCAUGUAUUGCAUUUGUACUGCGUGAGUGAUUGUUGUUUUGCGAUGUGCUGUUGCUCUCUUGCAUAUAGUU